Messenger RNA from Acipenser ruthenus (sterlet), 3562 nucleotides. Its product is annotated as NCK-interacting protein with SH3 domain-like. The transcript is spliced from 13 exons. Bases 228 to 2372 code for a protein of 714 amino acids. Gene Ontology annotation, molecular function: Arp2/3 complex binding; protein binding. The record is from RefSeq and is a predicted model, not a curated record. NCBI's taxonomy places the organism in Eukaryota, Metazoa, Chordata, Actinopteri, Acipenseriformes, Acipenseridae. Gene Ontology annotation, biological process: endocytosis.
CCGCGCGUGCACGACGCUGUGAUGCGGCCAGGAGUGGCGGGAGCGCGCUCGGUUUGGCAGACGCUCGCAGCAGUCGUGGGGGCGUGCCCGUCUAGUGCGUGCACGACGCCUGCGGUGUUUACAUCCACUUCUGCGGAGUUCCAGCGGGCGAGAGCGCCGCGUAAUAUUAAUAGAAUUAGAUUGCUAUUGAGAGGAACAGAGCGAAGCAGCCGGCUUUUGAUAAUAUCAUGUACCGGUCCCUGUACGCCUUCCGCUCGCCGGAGCCCAACUCGCUGCACUUCGCCGCCGGGGAGACUUUCCUAAUUCUGGAGCGGAGCAAUCAACACUGGUGGCUGGGCUCCCGCUCCAGCUCCGGCGAGUCCGGCUACAUCCCGGCCUCCUACAUUGAGAGGAUACAGACCCCCGAACAGGAUGUGGUGCUGCAGUCCAUCGACAGAGCCAUCGAAUCCAUUCACAACACUGCCAUGAAGAACGGGGGCAAAUACAACCUGGAGCAGCGCGACGUUCUGCAGAAGCUGAUUCACCACCGCAAGGAGACGCUGGCGCGCAAGAGCCCAACCAAUCACAAGCAGAUCCUGCCGUCUUCCGCCAGUGACUACCACAUAGGCUCCGCCCCCCACGCCAACGGGCUGAGCCGCAACUACGGGCGGCAGGCCAGCGAGCCGAUCCCAGAGAGCCUGGACCCAGGCAGCGGGGAGGAGGGGCUGUACCAGGUGCCCCCCCAGCCUCGCCGCGCCGCUCCCAUCACCCCCCCUCCUCCAGAGAAGCGCAGGGCCCCCCGCAGACCAGAGCCUGCAGUCCCCUCCAGGAGCUCCUCAAUCGGCCCUGGCUCCUCCUCUGUGAGCUCCGUCUCUCUGGAUACACUGGGCAGCGGCUCCACCCACACCCCCGAGGCCAGUAGUCCCAGCCUGGCCACCACCCCUCCCCCGCUUCCCUGCCGGACCAGGCCCGCUGCUGACCCGGUGCCUCCCAGUCCCUCCCAGUCUCCCUCCCCACAGUCCCUGGCAGCCCCCUCACCCCCUGUGCUGUCACAACCUCUUAGCCCCACCCGCAGCCCCUCCCAUGGUGUGAAGGGGGCGGGGUCAGACCCCAGAGUGGGCGUGCCUCCCAGCAUGGGGGCGGAGCUGAUCGAGCUGGUGCGCAGGAACACGGGGCUCAGCUACGACCUCUCGAGGGUCGCCAUCGGGGUCGUGAUUGGACACAUCCAGAGCUCCCUCCCACACACCGCUGAGGUCAUGGAGCAGGUCCUCCUCUCAUUGGUGGAGAGCAAGGACCUGAGCUCCGCCCUGCCUCGUGGACAGCUGUGUCACGAUGAGCAGCGUCUGCAGGUGAUCUUCACCGACCUGGCGAGGCACAAGGAGGACGCACAGCAGCGCAGCUGGGCCCUGUACGAGGACGAGAGCGUGAUAGCCUGCUAUCUGGAGGAGCUGCUGCAGAUACUGACGGACGCUGACCCCGAGGUGUGUAAGAAGAUGUGCAAGAAGAGCCACUGUGAGCCGGUCCUCUCGCUCGUCACGUACUAUCAGAUGGAGCACCGGGUGGCUCUGCGGCUGCUGCUGCUCAAGGUUUUUGGGGCGAUGUGUAACCUGGACUCUGCCAUCAUCUCAGCACUGGUCAACUCCGUCCUGCCCAUGGAGCUGGCCAGGGACAUGCAGACUAACACACAGGAGCACCAGAAGAUGUGUUACUCUGCGCUGGUGCUGUCCAUGGUGUUCUCAAUGGGGGAGCCUUUACCUUACCACCACUACGAGCAGUUGAACCCGGUCUUCAUGGAGUUCCUUCUGGAUGUGGUGGAGGAGGGGCUGCCCUCAGACACAACGGAGCAGCUCCCAGAUCUAUUCAUCAACGUGCUGCUGGCAUUCAACCUGCACCUCAUGGUGCCGGUGAACAACAUGAUCAUGCAGACUCUGGUGAAGAGACCCAACGCCAAGGUCCUGACUGAGAAGAUCCUGCUGCUGCUGAACCGGGGAGAUGACCCAGUCUCAGUGUUUAAGCACCAGCCCCAGCCCGCUCACUCGGUGCUCAAGUUCCUGCAGGAUGUUUUCUCCAGCGCCGACACGGCCAGCAUCUUCUACCGGACUGACAUGAUGGUGAUGAUCGACAUCGCGGUGCGGCAAAUAUCAGACCUGUCCCCCGGAGACAAGCUGCGUAUGGAGUACCUCUCCCUGAUGCACGCCAUCAUUCGCUCCACAGACUACCUGCAGCACCGCCAUCGCCUGCCUGAUCUGCAGGGGGCACUGCAGCGCAUCCUGGGGGAGGGCGAGGCAGGGGGGCAGGGCGAGGGGGGGGGAGAGGCCAGUCAGAUGGACCAGCUGAUCAUCCAGCAGAUCUACAAGGACUUCCCGGAGAUGCACACGGCCGCCGAGGACUGAGGCCCGGAGGCACAGAGACACACAGAGACACACAGACACAGAGACACAGAGGCACAGGCACACGCACAGACACGCCUGCUUCAAACUACACAGCGGACAAACCCUUUAACACCUGUAUUUAUGCUGCUUGUGACCCGUACCUCUGCCCAAUACCUCACCCCUCUCCCUGCACCCCGCUCCCCUCUCCCUGCACCCCGCUCCCCUCUCCCUGCACCCCGCUCCCCUCUCCCUGCACCCCGCUCCCCUCUCCCUGCACCCCUCACCCCUCUCCCUGCACCCCUCUCCCUGCACCCCGCUCCCCUCUCCCUGCACGCCACACCCCUCUCCCUGCACCCCGCUCCCCUCUCCCUGCACCCCGCACUGUGCAGAGCACCACAGCGAAGGCUGUGGCGCUCUGCGCAGUGAAGGCUGUUCACACUGUGGUGCUCUGCGCAGUGAAUCCUGUGGUGCUCUGCGCAUUGAAUCCUGUGGUGCUCUGCGCAGUGAAUCCUGUGGUGCUCUGCGCAGUGAAUCCUGUGGUGCUCUGCGCAGUGAAGGCUGUGGUGCUCUGCGCAGUGAAGGCUGUUCACACUGUGGUGCUCUGCAGCCUGACAGUGAAACUCCGGCUCCACUGUAGCCUCGCUGCUGUACCCCUGUGCCAGUCUGUCAGCCAGCUCUGUGCCUCGCUGCUGUGCCCCUGUGCCAGGCUGUCCGCCAGCUCUGUGCCUCGCUGCUGUGCCCCCGUGCCAGGCUGUCCGCCAGCUCUGUGCCUCGCUGCUGUGCCCCUGUGCCAGGCUGUCCGCCAGCUCUGUGCCUCGCUGCUGUGCCCCCGUGCCAGGCUGUCCGCCAGCUCUGUGCCUCGCUGCUGUGCCCCUGUGCCCCUGUGCCAGUCUGUCAGCUAGCUCUGUGCCUCGCUGCUGUGCCCCCGUGCCAGUCUGUCAGCCAGCUCUGUGCCUCGCUGCUGUGCCCCUGUGCCAGUCUGUCAGCCAGCUCUGUGCCUCGCUGCUGUGCCCCCGUGCCAGUCUGUCAGCUCUGUGCCUCGCUGCUGUGCCCCCGUGCCAGUCUGUCAGCCAGCUCUGUGCCUCGCUGUGUAUCCUCGGAAUGUUUAAACACAGAGCCUCUCGACUCCGUGCCUCUGUUAUUAUUGUUACUCCCUGUGGGAAGGACGAUGCUGCUCAGACCUCAAUAACAAACCAUCCCACACACAUUGC